AUGUCGUCAAUCGAGGAGCUCCCCAAGCCUGCGCGCGUGACUGGCGGCUGCCUUUGUGGAGCUGUCCGCUACCGUGUGGACUUUCCCCGUGGUUAUGAAUUUGCCAAGAAUACUGGCACUUGUCAAUGCACCCAGUGCCGUCGCAACUCGGGGUCAGUUUUCUGGUCGUGCGUCCAGGUUCCAAAAGUCUGCCUCCGAUGGGGCAAAGUGGACGAGAAAACCACAACUGCCAGCCAGAACGAGGAGUGGACGCCCUUUGAGCGCCCGCCCUCUGCGCUGAGGUCGUUUUCGGCCACGCCUGGAAUCGGGCGCGGGUUCUGCGCAACUUGUGGGGGCUUCCUUACAUGGAUGAAAGAUGAGGGUUCUCUACUUGAUGUGUCCGUGGGGACCAUCGAUCCGGUUUACCUGGUUGGCGCCAGUGAUGAUCCUGAGGUUGGAAAGACUGAUGCAGACGGGCAGGAGGUUCCAAAGGGUGGUUAUGGGUCGAUUCUUGCGGGAGGAUACGGCCGGAAUCUUUGGUGUAGCAACGAGAUCAAAGGGGUCACGGAUGAGCUUGCGGCCGUGGGUGUUGGUCGAGGCACGAGAUCUCUCCAGAAUGAUUGA
Diaporthe citri is the source of this 603-nucleotide messenger RNA. RefSeq lists its product as uncharacterized. Bases 1 to 603 code for a protein of 200 amino acids. NCBI's taxonomy places the organism in Eukaryota, Fungi, Ascomycota, Sordariomycetes, Diaporthales, Diaporthaceae. The record is from RefSeq and is a predicted model, not a curated record. Gene Ontology annotation, molecular function: carbon-sulfur lyase activity. The transcript has 2 exons.